Molecule: messenger RNA, 8248 nt
Organism: Hipposideros armiger (great roundleaf bat)
Lineage: Eukaryota; Metazoa; Chordata; Mammalia; Chiroptera; Hipposideridae
Gene: DOCK4
Product: dedicator of cytokinesis 4
Exons: 53
Biological process (GO): cell chemotaxis; small GTPase-mediated signal transduction
Cellular component (GO): cytoplasm; plasma membrane
Molecular function (GO): guanyl-nucleotide exchange factor activity; GTPase activator activity; small GTPase binding
Source: RefSeq, a predicted model, not a curated record
GCGGGGGUGCGCCCGAGAGUGCCCCGGCGUGUUCGCUUAGUUCAGUGAAUCAGAACAAUGACUGCGCCGCCGGGUCCCUGGGAGCGCCUCGGAGGACUGUGAGCAGCCGCCGCCGGGAGAGCGGCGGGCGGCGCAGCCUGGGCCGCGAGGUGUCAACGCCGGGCUCCGGAGCCUGCAACGCAGACCCUGCCCAGCGCCCGCAGCCCGCGCGGAGCCGCGGGGCUCCAGCGCUGCAGCCGCUCCUCGGCAGCUGUGCAUUGUUGUGAUCCGGAGCCGGGGCGCGGGGAUUACAAAGCCGGAGCACCCGGGAGCCCUCUUUCGCCAUGUGGAUACCUACGGAGCACGAGAAAUACGGCGUGGUUAUUGCCAGUUUUCGAGGAACCGUCCCCUUCGGCCUGUCAUUGGAAAUUGGAGACACAGUUCAGAUCCUGGAGAAGUGUGAUGGCUGGUACAGAGGAUUUGCCUUAAAAAACCCAAAUAUCAAGGGAAUCUUUCCUUCCAGCUACGUUCACUUGAAAAAUGCCUUUGUAAAGAACAAAGGACAAUUUGAAAUGGUUAUUCCCACUGAAGACUCGGUUAUCACAGAAAUGACAUCAACACUAAGAGACUGGGGAACCAUGUGGAAACAACUCUAUGUGAGAAACGAGGGAGACCUCUUCCACCGGCUGUGGCACAUCAUGAAUGAAAUCCUGGACCUGCGCCGGCAGGUGCUGGUGGGCCACCUGACCCACGACCGGAUGAAGGACGUGAAACGCCACAUCACCGCCCGCCUCGACUGGGGCAAUGAACAACUAGGACUGGACCUGGUGCCCAGGAAAGAGUAUGCAAUGGUGGACCCAGAGGACAUCAGCGUCACCGAGCUCUACCGAUUGAUGGAGCAUCGACAUCGCAAGAAAGACACCCCCGUGCAGGCCAGCAGUCACCACCUGUUCGUGCAGAUGAAGAGCCUCAUGUGCUCUAACCUGGGAGAGGAGCUCGAGGUCGUCUUCUCGCUCUUUGACAGUAAGGAGAAUCGACCAAUCAGUGAGAGAUUUUUCCUGAGGCUGAAUAGAAACGGGCUUCCCAAAGCCCCAGAUAAGCCAGAACGACACUGCUCUCUCUUUGUGGACCUGGGCAGCAGCGAGCUAAGGAGGGACAUCUAUGUCACCGUGCACAUUAUCCGAAUCGGCCGAAUGGGGGCAGGAGAGAAGAAGAACGCCUGUAGUGUCCAGUACCGGCGACCCUUUGGCUGCGCAGUGCUUAGCAUCGCCGACCUGUUGACCGGAGAGACGAAAGAUGACCUCGUCCUGAAAGUGUACAUGUGUAACACAGAGAGCGAGUGGUACCAAAUCCAUGAGAACAUCAUCAAAAAGCUGAAUGCGCGUUACAAUUUGACUGGCUCCAACGCGGGUUUAGCAGUUUCCCUACAACUGUUGCAUGGAGACAUCGAACAAAUCAGGAGAGAGUACUCAUCGGUGUUUUCCCAUGGAGUGUCCAUAACGAGGAAGUUGGGUUUUUCUAAUAUUAUUAUGCCUGGUGAAAUGAGGAAUGAUUUAUACAUCACUAUAGAAAGGGGAGAAUUUGAGAAAGGAGGCAAGAGUGUGGCCAGAAACGUGGAAGUUACGAUGUUCAUUGUAGAGAGCAGCGGCCAGACCUUGCAGGACUUCAUCUCCUUGGGCUCCGGAGAGCCGCCCGCCGGCGAGUACCGCUCCUUCGUGCUGUAUCACAACAACAGCCCGCGCUGGGCCGAGCUAUCACCGGGUCUGACUGGCCUAGCUCAGGUCUCCUGCUCCCCCGAGCUGGGCUUUCCUGCAAAGGAGAAAGGAGAGAAGAAGCUGUUUGGUUUCUCUUUCGUCCCCCUGAUGCAGGAAGAUGGGAGGACCCUCCCGGAUGGCACUCACGAGCUCAUCGUGCAUAAGUGUGAAGAAAACACCAAUCUUCAGGAUGCCACCCGCUACCUCAAACUCCCCUUUUCCAAGGGCAUUCUCCUUGGGAACAAUAAUCAAGCCAUGAAGGCCACGAAGGAGUCUUUUUGGAUAACAUCUUUUCUCUGCUCCACAAAACUCACACAGAACGGCGACAUGCUUGAUCUUUUGAAAUGGAGAACCCACCCGGACAAGAUCACAGGCUGUCUGUCUAAACUGAAAGAAAUCGACGGCUCAGAGAUAGUCAAGUUUCUGCAAGAUACGCUGGAUACCUUAUUUGGAAUUUUAGAUGAAAAUUCCCAAAAAUAUGGGUCUAGAGUGUUUGAUUCUUUGGUCCACAUAAUAAAUUUGCUGCAAGAUAGCAAAUUUCAUCAUUUUAAGCCUGUGAUGGACACUUACAUUGAGAGUCAUUUUGCUGGGGCACUUGCAUACAGAGAUCUCAUCAAAGUGCUCAAGUGGUAUGUGGACAGGAUCAUGGAGGCUGAGCGGCAGGAACACAUCCAGGCGGUGCUGAAGGCACAAGAGUACAUUUUCAAGUACAUCGUCCAGUCUCGAAGGCUGUUCUCCCUCGCCACCGGCGGCCAGAAUGAGGAGGAAUUCCGCUGCUGCAUCCAGGAGCUCCUCAUGUCCGUCCGCUUCUUCCUGUCCCAGGAGAGCAAAGGGUCUGGAGCGCUAUCCCAGUCACAGGCUGUGUUCCUGAGUUCCUUCCCAGCCGUGUACUCAGAGCUGUUGAAGCUCUUCGAUGUGAGGGAAGUGGCCAGCUUGGUCCAGGACACGCUGGGCAGCCUGCCGACCAUCGUGCACGUGGACGACGCCCUCCAGGCCGUGAAGCUGCAGUGCAUCGGCAAAACCGUGGAAAGCCAGCUGUACACCAACCCAGAUUCCAGGUGCAUUCUCCUGCCUGUCGUGUUACAUCACCUUCACAUGCACCUGCAGGAGCAGAAGGACCUGGUCAUGUGCGCGCGCAUCCUCAGCAACGUGUUUUGUCUCAUCAGGAAAAACGGCUCAGAAAAAUCCGUGUUGGAGGAAAUAGAUGUGAUAGUGGCCAGUCUGCUCGACAUCCUGCUGAGGACCAUACUGGAGAUCACCAGUCGGCCUCAGCCGUCUGGCUCUGCCAUGCGGCUCCAGUUCCAGGACGUCACGGGGGAGUUCGUUGCUUGUCUCCUGUCCCUGUUACGACAAAUGACAGAUAGACAUUAUCAACAGCUUCUUGAUAGCUUCAAUACAAAAGAAGACCUACGGGAUUUCCUGCUGCAGAUAUUUACUGUCUUCCGGAUAUUGAUCCGCCCAGAGAUGUUUCCGAAGGACUGGACAGUUAUGCGCCUGGUGGCUAACAAUGUUAUUAUUACAACAGUUCUGUACCUGUCAGAUGCACUUCGUAAGAACUUCUUAAAUGAGAACUUUGAUUAUAAGAUCUGGGAUUCCUACUUUUACCUCGCAGUCAUCUUUAUAAACCAGUUGUGUCUGCAAUUGGAGAUGUUCACACCUUCCAAAAAGAAAAAGGUGUUGGAAAAGUAUGGUGACAUGCGGGUGACAAUGGGCUGUGAAAUUUUCAGCAUGUGGCAAAACCUAGGUAAGUGAUGAAAAGGGAAGCCACCUCCAUUUUCCAAGCUCAUCACUAUACCUUUAAGUUUGGUAGGAUUCGUUUACUACCACUGCACUGUCAUUCCUCCUGGUGAUUUAUGGAACAUGCUGAUCCCCAUAAUGCAUUAUUCCUCAGACAUCUGGGAAAAGCGAAGGGGAGGAGAGAGAAAGUAAUGUUUGGGUAUGUUUCAGGUGGAAGCCAAGCUAAUUGACAAAUUGGACAGCCUGAUGUCAGAAGGUAAAGGUGAUGAAACCUACCGUGAACUCUUCAACAGUAUUCUACUAAAGAAAAUUGAGCGGGAAACAUGGAGGGAAAGUGGCGUUUCCUUAAUCGCCACUGUAACGCGGCUAAUGGAGAGGUUGUUAGAUUACAGGGACUGCAUGAAAAUGGGAGAGGUAGACGGNGAACAAUCACACUUCUGCUUGUUUUUACAGAACUUCUAUAAGACUGAGCUGAACAAGGAAGAGAUGUACAUACGGUACAUUCACAAACUCUAUGACCUGCAUCUCAAAGCACAGAACUUCACAGAGGCCGCCUACACCCUCCUGCUGUACGACGAGCUGCUGGAGUGGUCGGAGCGGCCCCUGCGGGAGUUCCUGAGCUACCCCGUGCAGACGGAGUGGCAGCGGAAGGAGCUACUGCACCUGACCGCCAUCCAGAGCUUCGACCGGGGCAAGUGUUGGGAGAACGGCAUCAUCUUAUGCCGGAAGAUUGCGGACCAGUACGAGAGUUACUAUGACUACAGGAACCUGAGCAAGAUGCGGAUGAUGGAAGCCUCUUUGUAUGACAAAAUUAUGGACCAGCAACGUCUUGAACCAGAGUUCUUCAGAGUUGGAUUUUAUGGGAAAAAAUUUCCAUUUUUCUUAAGAAACAAGGAGUUCGUGUGUCGAGGGCAUGACUACGAGAGGCUGGAGGCCUUCCAGCAGAGGAUGCUGGGCGAGUUCCCCCACGCCAUUGCCAUGCAGCACGCCAACCAGCCCGACGAGACCAUCUUCCAGGCGGAAGCUCAGUAUUUGCAGAUAUACGCUGUGACCCCCAUCCCAGAGAGCCAGGAGGUCCUGCAGAGAGAGGGCGUUCCGGACAACAUCAAGAGCUUCUAUAAAGUGAACCAUAUUUGGAAAUUCCGUUAUGACAGACCAUUUCACAAAGGCACAAAGGACAAAGAAAAUGAAUUCAAGAGCCUCUGGGUGGAGAGAACGUCCUUAUACCUGGUGCAGAGUUUGCCUGGGAUUUCCCGCUGGUUCGAGGUGGAGAAGCGAGAAGUGGUAGAAAUGAGUCCUCUGGAAAAUGCCAUUGAAGUGUUGGAAAAUAAGAAUCAGCAGCUGAAGACGCUGAUUAGUCAGUGUCAGACCAGACAGAUGCAGAAUAUUAACCCCCUGACCAUGUGCCUGAAUGGAGUUAUAGAUGCUGCGGUUAACGGUGGCGUGUCCAGGUAUCAAGAGGCAUUCUUUGUCAAGGAAUAUAUCCUAAGUCACCCUGAAGAUGGAGAGAAAAUUGCACGGUUAAGGGAGUUGAUGCUUGAGCAGGCACAGAUUUUGGAAUUUGGUUUGGCCGUGCACGAGAAGUUCGUACCCCAAGACAUGAGACCCCUUCACAAAAAGUUGGUCGACCAGUUCUUCGUGAUGAAGUCGAGCUUAGGGAUACAGGAGUUCUCUGCUUGUAUACAAGCCAGUCCAGUCCAUUUUCCAAAUGGAAGCCCUCGCGUGUGCAGAAACUCAGCACCUGCUUCUAUGAGCCCAGAUGGUACCCGGGUAAUUCCUAGACGCAGCCCGUUAAGUUACCCAGCUGUCAACCGGUAUUCUUCCUCCUCAUUGUCCUCCCAAGCGUCUGCCGAAGUAAGCAAUAUUACAGGGCAAUCAGAAAGCUCUGAUGAAGUCUUUAACAUGCAGGUACUUGAUUACUCUGUCUCUGAAAAGGGGCCUCAUACAGAGUGCCACAUACGUGCCUUGAACACGUGUUUGGAGACAAGGGUUCUUGUCCCUUUGCAGAGGCUGCUGUUCAAUCAUAUUGGAGACGGGGCCCUGCCACGCAGCGACCCAAAUCUUUCUGCGCCUGAGAAAGCUUCACCAGCGAGACACACGACGUCGGUGUCCCCCUCGCCUGCCGGGCGAUCUCCAUUGAAGGGCUCCGUGCAGUCCUUCACCCCCUCCCCCGUGGAGUACCACUCGCCAGGACUCAUCUCCAACUCCCCCGUCCUGUCGGGCAGCUGCAGCAGUGGGAUUUCGUCUCUCAGCCGGUGCAGCAUGUCGGAGACCUCAGGCUUCGAAAAUCAGGUGCACGAGCCGCCGGCCCCGGGGUCGGGCCCCGGCUCCAGCGGGCGCGAGGAGCCUGUGCGGAAGGACAGCAAGACGCCGCCGCCCUACAGCGUGUACGAGCGGACUCUGCGGCGCCCGGUCCCCCUACCUCACAGCCUCUCCAUCCCCGUCGCGGCCGAGCCGCCCGCCCUGCCCCCCAAGCCUCUGGCGGCGCGGUCGGGCCACCUGGAGAACGGGGCCCGGAGGACUGAGCCCGGCCCGCGGCCCCGGCCUCUGCCUCGCAAGGUCUCGCAGUUAUGAGUCACUUUUGUACUUACCCGCGAUGAAUUCUUUGCCGUUUACAGGAGACUAAGAAGUGUGAUGAGAAGACAUUUAGUGUAGGCACUUUAAUAACUUAGAUUUGUCUUUCAAUGAAUGGAAUUAAAACUCGCUUAUUAAUGUUGCACAAUAUUAAAAGUUACUGACCUAAAACGCCAGAUGUUACAUGAGGUAUGGCUGACAUUUCAUUAAAAAGUUUCUCAUUUGAAAGUGGUAAAUAGGGAUAAAGACUCCUUUUGUAUCUUUUUAUGUUCCCCUUUUUUUACAUAGUUUAAUGUUAAAACCAAUACAGUAUUGUCGAACAAUACGACGUGUGAUGAUGUUGUACACUUUUUACUGAAUACUUGAUACUCUGAGAAAGCUUAUUGCGUCACUGCACAUCCUAACACAACGGUCCUGACGUUAGAAGCCUUUUAGGAAAUUAGGUGAGAUUCCUGGCUCCUACAUGAGUAGACUGAUGCAUGUCAUCAGAAUUAAAAGUUAAAGCAGGGAGUUAAGACAGUAUGCUUACGGGGUGGCAAGGAUUGGCACUGGGAGUUUUGUUCUUAAAAUUCUCCUUUAAGGUUGCUUUUCACAUAUGACAGCUGUCUACAUUCUUAAAAUUUCACUUUGUGAAUUGAUUGGUAAAUCCUUUAGUACCCUGACGCCAUGGUAUCUACUGUAUUUCUUUUCAAGGUGCAAUUUACUCUCAGAGUAAAGAUCAGGCAAAAUCGGGUAGAUUAAGUAAAAGACCCCCAGGAGAAAUGAUUGUGUGAAUCUUGUGCUUCCUUACUGAAUGCUUUCCUGGACCAGAUUUGUCAUUGAAGAAGAACAGAUGCUCAUAUAUUAAACAGGCACAAAUGAAUGUGUCCCAUUAACAAGAAUUCAGGAAUCGAUGCAGGGCAGUAUUAAAUCAAUAGUGUAAAUGAAGGAAAAAAAAAACCUGAGAGAAAAUAUAUUAGCAUGAUUAAAUGGCAAGAGGACUUUGAGAAGGCAAGGGCAUUAACUUUCAAUCCUGCACAAAAUAAGAGCUUCCUCUGUCUUCCCUAUUCUACCCCCCUGCCCCCCAAGAGCUUGGUCUUCUCGGCUGCUCCUGUUGGCUUUUGUUGAAAGAGGGUAGCCGUGGACCGCUCUUCCGUAAAUAUCACGUCACAGCAUCCUAGCUGUACGUAGGAUGCAAAUGCCACAGCUGUAGGAGUGUGGAAAAAGCACCUUGGAUGUAGUAAUGUAUUUUGUAUCUGUUUUUUCUUUUACUGACUUCUUUAUAACACUCAAUUGACAAUAGAUAUGAACUGUAUUUUAAAUCAUGCUGUUAAAUAUUUUCCCUCUUUUGUUGGGAAGCUCAUUUUAGUUUAACUGUGUUUGUUUUUGCUGAUAGCUUACCUGGAAGGCAGUGACCACUUUUUUAUAUUCUCUUAAUGAAACCAUUCAGCAGGUAUAUGCUGUUGAGGCUGGUUAUAGAGGUUUUCUAUAAUAAAUGUUCAAGUAUUUUUGUACAUAACUGGUUAAUUUUAAUAAGAGAUACCAUUAUGUGUAAAAAAACCCAGUAAAAAUAGAAGCAAACAGUUGUGGAUGCAGUAUGAUUGUUAUAAUUAUGCCAAAUACUUUAUGUAUGGAAAAAGAAUAUUUGUACAUAUGUGCUUUUAACAAUAAUUCUGCCAUAUUGACUUUACAAUUUUGAAUGUCAGAAAAAUUAAUAUAUGUUAAAAUAUUUAUGUUUAGUGAAGGUAUUCAUAAUUGAGAAAAGGAACAUAUAAAUUUUAGCUUUGUAUCUUGCAAGUUUUGCAGUUGGAAAUUUCUUGAAGUAGCUUUUGCUUUUGAUGAUAACACUUUGUGUUUGUAAUCACAUCCUUGAAAAACACAUGUAGAUAUAUCUAUAUAGUAAGCUCCAUAUAUCUGUUGCUUUAAAGUACAGCCUUCCAUUUAAAUAAGAUGACACGCAUAAGAUAACAAAGCUUCUUGGAUUUCCUUUUCCUCUGUAAUUUAAUAGAUUUGUUCACUUGUGCUUGGGCACAGUGUAAAUCAGUGUUAUUUGCUCUUGAAGCCAUUUUUUUUAAAAAAAAUUUUGCAAUGAACAGUUGAUCAUGUGCGUGUAUUUCUGAAGCAGCUUUAUAGCAGAACAUUUCAAGAGAUUCUGUUAGCUCAAAUGUUCACGUUGGUUGCUGCUGAAUAGUAAAUAUUAAAUAAAAUUACCUGAUUAAUCUUGA